Rubroshorea leprosula is the source of this 1443-nucleotide messenger RNA. NCBI's taxonomy places the organism in Eukaryota, Viridiplantae, Streptophyta, Magnoliopsida, Malvales, Dipterocarpaceae. The record is from the annotation of a GenBank genome assembly.
CGCGAAGUAGCAUCUUCAAGCCAACUACACAUUAUCUGUAAUGGAGAAACAGAUUCCGAUCCCAACAGUAAAAUUGGGCAAUCAAGGGCUGGAGGUUUCCAGAUUGGGUUUUGGAUGUGGGGGCCUUUCCGGGUUUCUUAAUGCUCCUCUUUCUCAUGAAGCUGGAUGUUCAAUUAUAAAAGAAGCUUUCACCAAAGGAAUCACAUUCUUUGAUACAGCAGACAUCUAUGGGAAAAAUCAUGAUAAUGAGAUCAUGAUUGGGAAGGCUUUGAAGCAGCUUCCCCGCGAAAAAAUUCAAGUAGCAUCAAAGUUUGGUAUUACCAUAUCAGAGGAAGGUCAGUAUGGGGUCAAGGGUACCCCAGAGUAUGUUCGUGAGUGCUGUGAAGGUAGUCUUAAGCGUCUUGGUGUGGAUUACAUAGAUCUCUAUUAUCAGCAUCGCGUAGACAUAACUGUGCCAAUAGAGGAUACAAUGGGAGAGCUCAAGAAGUUGGUGGAGGAAGGAAAGAUUAAAUACAUUGGCUUGUCCGAACCUAGUCCGGCCACAAUAAGGAGAGCGCAUGCUGUUCAUCCCAUUACUGCCUUACAAAUGGAAUACUCUCUAUGGACACGUGACAUUGAAGAUGAAAUAAUUCCACUUUGCAGGGAGCUUGGAAUUGGGAUAGUGGCAUAUAGUCCUCUUGGUCGCGGAUUCUUUGGCGGGAAGGCAGUUGUGGAGAGUUUGCCAAAUGAGAGUAUAUUGGCUGCGCAUCCCAGGUUCAAGGGGGAGAAUCUAGAGAAAAACAAGCUCAUUUAUACUAGACUUUCUGACCCGGCUUCCAAGCAUGCCUGCACCGUUCCUCAGCUCGCUUUAGCUUGGCUUCUACAUCAGGGGGAUGACAUAAUCCCAAUCCCUGGAACAACCAAAGUCAAGAAUAUCAUAGACAAUAUUGGAUCGUUGUCAUUGAGGUUCACUCAACUGGAUUUGAAAGAAAUUAGUGAUGCUGUGCCCAUUCAAGAAGUGAGUGGAUCUAGUGAUUUUGAUGCUUUAUCUGAAUAUACCUGGAAGUUGGCAAACACCCCACCAAAGUGAAUAAAAUCACAGAAACAGACAGAAGUUUGUUUUCAAUGUUAUCAAAAUAAAAGUGGCAAGAUGUGAAUUUCUUGCUGAAAACUUGGGCUGGAGGAAACUUUCUUGAGUAAGCAUUGUGUGAUGAAUGAGGGAUUAUGCAAUCACUACUGCAGCAUUAGGAAUUAAUGGGUGAAUUUUCGAUGUUAAACAUUUUUUUCUUUGUUGUCUGUGAUGCUUGUUGUUCAUAAGAAAUAGAAUGCAUCUCUUGUCGAUUAUGAUAUGAGAGCAAUGCAUGAUGAUAGUCUACCCAAUAAGUCUCUGUGGUCACUCAUGUAACAGUUUGCAGUCUCUCUGUACAAAAUGAAGCUUUUUACGAAUACAACCAUUAUCAUGUA